This is a messenger RNA of Symbiodinium necroappetens, 1071 nucleotides long. Lineage: Eukaryota; Dinophyceae; Suessiales; Symbiodiniaceae. The record is from the annotation of a GenBank genome assembly.
AUGACGAUAGCAGACCUUGAGCCUCUGAUGCAGCAAGCGCCCGACCAGCAGAUGAUGGUCACGGAGGAUCAGAAGCAAGAGUUGGCCUGUAUUCUGUCCCGGCCCCUCUAUACCUGCCUGUCCUGCGGGGUCACAAUGUCAGACAAGGCCGAAAGGCUGCGACAUGGUUACUUUACAGAGAUAGGGGCCUCGGUGGGGGAAGACGAGAUGGGCUGGCCUUCUGUGGAGCCAUACAUGGUACACUACGAGGGCUAUCCCCGCACUGGGGGCAAAGCCGCGACCAUGUCUGAAAUUGAGUACUUCCAGCGUACCGCCAUCUUCUUCAACCUUGUCUUGUGCGAAGCGAGCGAACAUAUAUUCAAAACGGGCUGUAGCACUGCGCUUGACCUGUUCUUCGUGAACUUCGCGGGCUGCUGCGGCGGCGCACCAACUAGCGCAGACACGGAGUUGCUGAGGUCGUCGCUCGACGACCACUUCUUCAACGAAAUCUUCAAUGCACACUUCGGCGGCACCAUGCUGCGUGCCCCUCUUCCAAGCGAGGCAAUUUGGGGAGAUGCCGUGGUUUGCGACCUCCGGGAGUCCUUGCAGGGCUUUGAGCUGCGCGAGGGCCACGUCUACCACCCUUGCCGGGUCGUCUUCCGCCAGGGGAAGCAAGGCCUCGUGGUGGAAGCCAUCGUGACAGGAGGCGCCGGGAGCCCCGAGACGGCGUACCGCCCAGACACCGGCACCCCAGAGGAGCACCUGGUAUAUGGCCACAUGGUCAUGGAAACCUUCGUAGCGCUCGCCUACAAGCACCUCUCGCCCGAGCACUACGCUUUCAAGCUGCUGGGGCCGGUGAGCGGCGACGUGGGCUUCGUGAACCGCUCCUGGGGGAUGGAUAUGCUCGUGAACGGCACUGGGGAGCCCAUCAACGCGUGGUGCAUCGGGAAAGUGACGCCCAGGGCGCUGCUGUCCGAGGCAGGGGUCUUGAGCCAGAUCCUCCACGCGCAGCGAAGCUUCGAGGCCAGGAAGUCCUGGUUUUGGUUCGACGAGGGCGGCUACGAGACUCGGCUGCUCUUGGAGGUUGACUAA